ACCACGACCUCCGCCGCCGCCUCUACCACGAAACGACAUUCUGAAAAUACAAAUACAAAAAUGACAUCAAAGUCAAAUAUCGGGCGCCCGCUGCAAACACAACCACAAACAACUGAUAUCAACAAUGUUCAAAAUCAAAAUCAAAUCGCGCAAACAAAUCCAACGCGGAUUCCUAAAAUGACGCAAUUACCUCUUGUAAACGCAAAGCAAUCGCAGAAGACUAAAUUCGUGUCGUGUAUUAAAAUCAACGGAGUGCCCAUUUUACCGCCAUUGAUUACACCGGAAAAGCGCAAGGAACUGCGGCGUUUGAAGCGCGAGGCGAUAAAGGUCGAGAAACGCCUUCAACGCGAACGUGAACUUAAGCAAUACGUUUCAGAGUUGUACAACACAUGCACAACUGAAAUCAAUGAUGAACUACUAGUCAAUCAAGAAAUACAGACAUGUAUCUCAGACACAUUUGAAAUCACAGAUGAUGUUAAUAUAAUUAAUGUAACCAACACCAACGAAGUAUCAACAAAAGAAGCAUCGCCGAUUCAUGCAAAACGGAAACUUAGUUUCAACGUGCAAUGCACACAAUAUGUUAAUGAUGCAUUUAAAGUUGUUGUGUCUGAUGAAUGCAAGUCACCAGUAUUUUUAUUCGAAGGUAAUUUAACACCACCGCCAGCUGUACCUAAAUUAAUUCGCAGUAAUUCGUAUACACUGGACGCGCCAAGUCCUGCUCUGGUGGAAUUUUUCAAACGAAGAAAUAAUGCAGAAGAUGUAAGUGAAGCAACUUUAAUCAAAAAUGAUUUAGAAAUUACUUCCCUUGAUGCAACACCAAGAUCAGAUUAUUUAAAGAAGCCUGAUUGCACAUUGCAAUCUGAACUAAAUACUUCCAUAGAUUGUUUUGAUACGUCUAGAACUGAAACAGAGUUAAAGAAUUUAUCGGAUUGUGAAAGUCAUCUUCCGAUAUCCGAAGGUUUACAAGAGUUUAUCGCCAAUAAUGUGCCGGCGAAUAAUGCGCGCUGUGAUUAUGAUCAAAUGUCGCAAAGGUCUGAGAAUGUAUCGAGUGAGGCGCACUCGGAUUGGAAUUCGAUUUUAAAAAAGAUUCCAUCUGCUUACUCGCGUCAGAUUCUUGAGAUUUUGGAGCGACAACAAAUGAAUCACGAUAAUUACGACUCGUGUGAUACUUUUGAUGAUAUACAUUUGAAUCCGGAACAGUAUUCCACACCCCAGAACACAACACAAGUUGGAGAUACUGUUUAUUAUAGUGCUGAUGAACAAUCGACGAUUUCAAAAGGGAAGCAGAAACUAACACGUGAACAAGCUGCGAAUAUAAUAACGGCGGCUGCGAAGGGAUUUCUUGUUAGACGUUUGAUGAAGACCGAAAAGGUUGAGUAUUUGAUUCAAACUAUCAAUGAAGCUGUCUUAUGCGCCAUGCAAUUGCAUCAUGACACGUUAGAUCACAUUGAAGAAGCUGAUGUUGAAUUGCACCGCAGAUUAAUACAACAGGUUUCUGCAGCUUGUUAUUCGUUUCAUAAUGUAUUUUUUGCCACGUCAAUACAAGAUCAAAUGUCGUUUAUCGCGGUCGAUCGACAAAAGAAAGCAGAAAAGAUGCGUCGCCUUUCUGCCACCAAUAGUAACGCUUCCAUUAAGUCGCAGCAGUCACAAAAGUCAAGCAGAAGUCAAAAAUCACCCGCAAGCUCGAGACAACGACAAUUUUCGCUGCGUUCUUAAACUAAUUCGUUUCUAUAGACUGAAUUUUAGUGCCUUAACAAAGAAUUGAUUCAUUCAAGUGCUUGUGGAAACAAACUAAUUUUUUACUGGAUUGUGUUCAAUUAAUUUUUAAUAUUUUAUAUAAUUGCACAUUUGUAGGCAACCCAAUUUACAAGAUUCAAAUAACACAUGCAAUAAAAUUGUUUUAAACAA
This is a messenger RNA of Dalotia coriaria, 1908 nucleotides long. It is a transcript of the gene Cp110, whose product is annotated as Centriolar coiled coil protein 110kDa. The coding region runs from base 61 to 1716 and encodes 551 amino acids. The transcript has 4 exons. Gene Ontology annotation, biological process: regulation of cytokinesis; negative regulation of centriole elongation; ciliary basal body organization. The record is from RefSeq and is a predicted model, not a curated record. Gene Ontology annotation, cellular component: centriole. NCBI's taxonomy places the organism in Eukaryota, Metazoa, Arthropoda, Insecta, Coleoptera, Staphylinidae.